Molecule: messenger RNA, 1347 nt
Organism: Capronia epimyces CBS 606.96
Lineage: Eukaryota; Fungi; Ascomycota; Eurotiomycetes; Chaetothyriales; Herpotrichiellaceae
Exons: 2
Coding region: 1-1347 (448 amino acids)
Source: RefSeq, a predicted model, not a curated record
AUGCAGGAGGCCAGCAACGGAGAAGAUACGGCACUCUCGUUGAAAGAGUACCAAUGGUUUGAACAGACUAGCUACUCCGUGGCAGUACGACAUGUCAAUUCGUGGCCAGCAAGAUACAUCAUCGAUUUGUUGUUCUAUUCGUGUCAAAUCCCAUACCCCCCAGAUGCGGCGGAAGAGGAGAAGCUUGCAAAGAUCAUUCGCGAAGGGAAUGCUCUCUACAUCCAAGCCGUCUUGUACUCUACCAAGGCGAGAUCUUUCUCGCCGUCUUGGACAGCCGAGGAUCUCCCAAGGUCGUCUUAUUCCGACACGGCGCAGCCAUCGUCGACAGAGAUCGAGAGGAUGUUGUAUAGACAGGUGCUCGACAAAUCUUCACAACUGUAUGAACGAUUCACUGCAUUGCGGUCGUCCCCGUGCCCCUCCGAGACGACUGCAGAGGAAGUCGAGAAGAUGGGCGAGAAACUGAUCGGCCUGGCGCCUCUAAAUUUCGAAGCCGCCUUGUUCCUCGUAUCUAUCGAAACGGAACCCGGUCGGUGUAUGAACGAAUCGUCGCUCAUCCAGGUUGUCGACCAAGCCAUACAGCUGCGGCCAGACUACAGAACUUAUUCAAUUCUGGCAGACCUGAUUUUGUCUGCCUCCACGAUCCCUGAAUUGCAAGACCAGGGAGAGGGAGAGGGAGCUAAGACUACGCCUCGCCUCGCCGUCUCCACCGCGACCAAGCUUCUGGCGAAACUCAUCCAAGGACUUCGAAAUCAACCUGAAUACGACAUUCCACAAGCGUCACGCUGGAUCCGAUGCGUAGCCCAAGUCAUUCUAGAUCGGCGUGGCGCACCUCCAACCUCAUCCAAGCCAGACUCGAAGUUGGAAGAUUUGAAUAACUUGGAGACACUGAAAAUGAUCACGGAGCAAGCGUUGACACUGGCGCGGUCAAACACGACUUCAGUCUCGGAGUCAGGCUCCGGCUCCGGCUCUGACAUACAAGCCAGUCGGCAUGGCUAUCCAGCUGAUGAACUCGAAUGGCUCGCCACGACGUUAUUCAAUCUUUGCAUCGACCUGUUUGUUUCUUCCCAGGGAGAAGGAGAAGGAGAAGGAGAAGGAGAAGGAGAAGGAGAAGUGGAAGGGGAAAGUGGGCUGACGGCUCGCAGACCCAACAUUUCCUCAGGCGAUACGAGCGACGCUUUGCAGCCGCACUUCUGGGCCAGAAGGGCUAUUGAGAUUGCUGAUAUUCUGGAUGCUGACGGCGCUCUGUCAACCACUGGCUGUCCCGCCACUACCACUGGCUCUGGAGAUGGCCAUCUUCUCUCGAAUUUGUUGCGGGAGCGGUCGCGGAGUCUCGGAUGGGAGUUUUAG